AUGUGUCACGCCUUCCUGCCGACCUUAAAGGGUCCUGCUCAGAGGUGGCUUGUUUCUCUUCCACCUGGGUCUAUCCGUAGUUUCAAAGACUUGGCUGAUCGAUUCAUGAGCCACUAUGCGGCGAACAUCAGGCUUCAAAAGGAUCUAACACACCUUGGCGACAUCCAUCAAGACGAGGGUGAGUCGCUCAAAACCUACUUGGCGCGAUGGCAAAAAGAGAUCCAGGCCAUUGAAGGAGUCGAAGACCAGAACGCGCUCACAUUUUUCAUCGAGUCGCUUCGAUCGGAAAAGCUGUAUAAUGAUCUCUGGGAUAACCGACCAGCAAUGUAA
Ipomoea nil (Japanese morning glory) is the source of this 330-nucleotide messenger RNA. RefSeq lists its product as uncharacterized. The record is from RefSeq and is a predicted model, not a curated record. The transcript has a single exon. Bases 1 to 330 code for a protein of 109 amino acids. NCBI's taxonomy places the organism in Eukaryota, Viridiplantae, Streptophyta, Magnoliopsida, Solanales, Convolvulaceae.